AUGAAACGCCAUUUAUUCCGUUGGAGCCGCACUACUUCAUCAGCAGUUAAAGGCUCGCUUUGCGGAUCACCAAUCUCAACUUGUUUCUCCAAAUUGUUUUCAGAUAAAUUAGUUUUUGGUGGUGCUGGGCCCGCAUACGUGAAGAACAAUAAUUCUACCAAUCCAACAUGUUCCCAAUCCACUGUAUUUGAUGAUAACAAUACAUCACGUUCCUUCCACAUGUUGGCACGGUUGUUGAAGGAUCAGAGCAGUGGUGUUUCGGUCAGUCCACCACAACAACCAACUGUUAACGAUUCUUCCAAUCAACUAUCCGUGGUGCUUGCGUUUAACAAUUACGAGGAAUGGACAGCACAACAAGUUGCUUCUCUGCUUUGUAUGAAGAAAUUUGAUGGCGGAGCAUCACUGACCGUUGAAGAUGUGAAGCCUUUAUAUGAUGCCAGUUUCAAAGGGACCUCUCUUGCUAAUAUUGUUGAAGAUAUCAAGAGAGACAAUUACAAUUAUGCUCUUGAAAAACUUCAAAGCAGAUUCAAAGACAAUACUGGCAUGAUUAAUCCUCGUCUUUCUGAUGCUUGUGAAACUGUUGUGAAUUGGGUCAACAAUACAUUAAUGUCCAAGCUUUUUGGUUUGUGGGACAAGAACCAAGUACAAUCUGCACUACAAGGCGGUGCUGGUUUAACCAUGGAUCAAGUUGAACCAUUGUACAAGAAAGGAUUUGAUGGCUCAUCUCUAUCAAAGAUUGUAUAUGAAUUGUGUAAAAGUGAACAAGAUGGGAGUGCAUUAACUGAUGCCGAUUUAGUGAAAAAAGUUCUCGGAAUGGAAAUUGACUCAUCUACUGGCAAACAUUUAGUGGAUUGGGUAAAAUCUGUCUUGAUAGCACAAGAUAAGAUACAGGUACCAUUAUUGACAACCACUUUGAAACUGCAAUCAAAACAAAAGAAGAUACAACAAUUUAUUCAACAAUUUACAACAUCACCACCAAAAGCUAUCUCUAACAUUGAAUCUAUUUCGAAUAUUUUACUCAGCAGUUUUGGAACAAAUUUUACGUUUGUGGAUAGAGAACAAAGUACCAAGAUUAUUGUUGACAAUUAUAAGCAAUAUUCGUCACUAAUUGAUCAAAAAGGGUUAGAUUUGGACAAAAAGAACAUUAUAAUUCCAUUCAUUGCAGCAGCUCCAGGUGUAGGUAAAUCAAGGCUACUGAAAGAGAUUGGAUUCAAUUUAUAUCGUAAACAUUUUAGAGAACAGGUUACUUGUUAUCCUUUAUUCGUUUCUUUUGGAAAUGGUACUGCCAUCACUGCAACAGAAAAAGAUAGACAAUUAGACAUUACUCAAUCAUUUAUUAUUAGAAUUGUAUUUUCAUUCAUAUGUCACAUCAAUGGAAAAAAAGAGAAUUUCUUAGGUAUUGUAAGCAAUUGGGUUGCUACUUUUGAAAAUCAAAUACUAGAUCUGAAUGAGGUAUUGGGUGCUAUUACCAGUUUGUUGGAGAAGGAUAAUAUUGAUUUCUUUGUUGCGAUUGAUGAGGCUCAUCAAAUAGAUACUAAUCAUACUGAAAAACAACACAACCCCUUGCGUGCAUUUAUGUCAUAUUUGGGCAGUUUAUUACAAAACCCACAACCCGACUAUUGGAGAUUAUUUCCGUUAUUAGCCGGCACAUAUCACAACGUUUUACAUAGAAACCUGCUUGGUAGUACUUACACUCCACUUUUUGUUCCAGUUAAUGCAUUGCUGUCUUCUCUGAACGUUGCUACGGUUAUUGAUGAUUUAUCGAACACUCAUCCUAAACUGAGGAAUUGGAGGACCGAUGUUGAGUUUAGACAUUACUUGCGACUCUUUUCUGGAUUUCCAAGAGGUUUAGAAUAUUAUCUUGAGCAAUAUGUAACUCAAACAGAACCUACAGCACGGACUGCCUAUGAAACUUCAGCAUCUAAUCUGAGACAAAAAUACUCAUUCACCAUGAAUAACAAUAUUGCUCAAAAUUUGGUGGCCUAUAUUUUAACUCGACAAACGGUACUCAAAAAGGACAAUAUUAUCCGCUCUAUUAAUUUCACUUUCUCUGACGCUGAAAAUUUGGGCUUUAUCAUGUUAGACCUCGCCCAUAAUUCGUCAAAUUUUACCUGUACCUAUCCUCCAGUAUUGAUGUACUCGAUGAUUGAUCAGCAAUUACGACCGAUUUUUGAAAAGUUAUUUUUAUCUACUGAAAGAAAAGUGUGUGGAUUUUCUUGGGAAGACCAUGUCCAUGAUUAUCUUUAUUUAUUUUUUAAUUUGCUUUCAAAUAGAUCAAACUUAUCAUUGAACGAGCUGUUUCCAUUUGCUAACAUGUCAGAGAAAACUGCUAAACUCACAUUGAAACAAAUACAAAACUGUAAACAAUGCACCGCUAAACAUCAAAUUCAAGGUACCUUGAAUGAGAAAAUUGAUACCACUAAUGGUCUGUUGGAUUUAACAAAGGUUACAGAUUGUACAAUCAUCAAAAACGCAGCCUCUGCUCAAGCUGGGGAUGUGUUAAUAAUUGGUUUAAAAUUACAAGACUCACCUAACGAUAUUCUAGUUUUUCAUAUUCAAUGCAAAUGGGCUGACUCUAAAAAAUCUAGUGAAACAUUUGAAAACAUUUCUAUUGAAAUAGAAAUGAAUAAGAAAUUGUACUUUAAUACGAAAUCAAAGACUACAAAUAUUACGGUCAUAAUGAGUGGAAAACCUAUUACAGACCUUCCUAAGAACAUUCCAGACAAUGUAAUUAUCGUUGACAAGACUAACUUUGCAAAAUAUUUUGGUAUUUUUGCAGAUAGCAUGAAGUUCUUUUGUAGCAAACAAAUUCUUCACAUUAAUGAGGUGAAUGCGUCAGAGUUACAAAGUUUUCCUAGACUAGAUGAACAAAUGGCAAAAUAUGUGAUGAAAUCACGACCAUCCACAGGUUUUAAAAACAAGAAAGAUAUGCAGAGAAUAAUACGAACUGAGAUUUCAAAUAGAGGAAUUGCAACAAAAUUGAUCAACAUUCUUAACGAAACUGAAAUAAUUUUCUAG
This is a messenger RNA of Naegleria lovaniensis, 3018 nucleotides long. RefSeq lists its product as uncharacterized. NCBI's taxonomy places the organism in Eukaryota, Heterolobosea, Eutetramitea, Acrasida, Naegleriidae. The record is from RefSeq and is a predicted model, not a curated record. The transcript is spliced from 2 exons. The coding region runs from base 1 to 3018 and encodes 1005 amino acids.